GAGCACUGCAGAGACAGGAAGGUUACAAAUACAGAGGAAUUACAUAAAGCUCAGACAGAGCCAGGAAAGGAAAGGUUGGUUAGCUGAGCUCUUUUUUACCUUAGCUAAUUACCACUUUGCUCUCACUGCAGCAACUGAAAGGCAGAGAGACAACAGCAAUCAAAGAGGACAGAAAAGGGAGACAAGAAGCAGCCAAAGAGGGAGCAGUUGCAGCAGCUAAGAAGUCGAGUCAAGAUUAAUUGAGGAAGAGAAACAAAAAGCAGAGACUAGCCUCUGAGGAGCGGGGAAAAGUAAGAAAACAGCAGACAUUCAUUGACAAAGAGCUGGACUCAACUCCACGGACUCCUGACACCAGCAAAACAAGAGGGGCGGGGAAGAGCGACAGUAAAGAGGUCACUGUGGUCCAUGUGCUUCGUGUCUGAACAGGUCUAAUAUGCAAGUGAGACAGCAGAGAUAAAAAAAAAACAAACCCAAAAAGACACCCUUCCCUGAAGCAGCACGAUGUUGAUGAAAGAGUAUCGCAUAUGUAUGCCACUGACAACGGAGGAGUACAAGAUUGGGCAGCUCUAUAUGAUCAGUAAGCACAGCUGUGAGCAGAGCGAUGGGGGUGAGGGAGUGGAGGUGGUGAGGAAUGAGCCGGAUACUCACCCUCAGCAUGGCCCCGGACAGCUGACUGAGAAGAGAAUCUACCUCAGCAGUAAACUGCCUUCCUGGAUUAAAGCUUUUGUCCCACGAUUCUUCUAUGUGACAGAAAAGGCCUGGAACUUCUAUCCCUUCACCAUCACAGAGUACUCCGUAUCAUUCGUUCCCAGGUUCAGCAUUUGCAUUGAGACAAGGUUUGAAAACAACAACGGCAGUAAUGACAAUGUGUUUGGAGACAUGCCAACCCCAGCGGAUGACGUUUGCUUCCUUGACAUCCUCACUGACCCCAACCUGGAGAGGCACUACAAUGAAUCAGAGGAUCUAAGUCGCUGGCGGUCAAAUAAAACUAACCGAGGACCUCUGGAGAAAGGCUGGAGGGACAACCACAACCCGAUUAUGUGCUCCUAUAAGAGAGUGAAGUGCAGCUUCGAGGUCUAUGGCUUCCAGACCAGGACGGAGGACUUCUUACAUAACCUUAUUAAGGACGUUCUUCUGGUCGGCCACAGGCAGGCUGUCGCAUGGGUUGACGAGUGGCACGGGCUCAGUUUGGAAGAGGUGAGGGAGUACGAGAAGACAAUGCAAGAGAAGACCAACAACAAAGUCAAAUCUAACCAGAACAACUCAGGCCCACAGGGUGCCACCCGUCCCGUGACCCAUCGUUCCAUCUCCGUGACAGACGAACCUUCCCUGAGGAGGAUGGGAGUGACGACAGUGAACAUGUCUAGCACAUCAGCCUCCUCUUUGCCGCACAUUCCUGUUCGCCUUAACUCAACCCCUUUGCCCAGUGACAACACAGAAAGCAGAACGUCUUAGUGUCAACGCAAGCAAGGGUUAUGUUAUUUUUCAAAAAGCAACAACAGCGACGGAAUUCCUCAAAACAAUGUUAAAAUAUUUGGGGUACAUGUGUAUAGAAAGCCAGAAGUGCCAAAAUCCAAUAAAUAAAUGAAUUAUUUUGAAAAUAUUUACAUAUGUUGUAAAUGUCAAAAUUGUACACAUAAUUAAUAAUUAAUUUCUACAUACAUUUAUAUAUUUUUUAUAUUUUAUGAAGCAUAAUCCAGUGAUUUCAUUUGGAUCCAUACAUUCCAUCCGUCCAUCCUUUUUCUAUACCCCUUUUCGUCAGUACAGGGUCAAGGGGGGAGCUGGUGCCUAUUUCCAGUGGUUUACGGGUGAGAGGUGGGGUACACCCCGGACAGGUUGCCAGUUCAUUGCAGAUCCAAACAUUCAUCCAUCCACUCUCCAGGUCAUUCUUGGAGAUCCCAAAGAGUUCCCAAGCUAGAAGGGAUAUGCAGUCCCUAGACUGAGUUCUGGGUCUUUCCCAGGCCUCUGCCCAGUUGAACAUCCCCCUGGAAAACGCCAAAAGAAGGAUGCUCUGGAGGCAUCCUGAUCAAACCAUCUCAAAUGACUCCUUUUAUUUCGGAGGAGCGGCGGCUCUACUUAGACCAUCCCCAGGAUGAUGGAGCACCUUACUCUACCUCUUAAGAUUGAGUCGGAACUGACUGGCCAUAAAGGUUAGGGUCUAUUUGAUGAGCCACAGUGACACUUUGACUUAUUUCAUGGUGCACUGCAAAACAGGAACCAUUCAAUUACCAAACAAAAAUAUGAAAAAAACAAUCAAUAACCUGAAUAAAAACUGAGUUUCAUGUGUAUUUUUCUCAACACAUUUAGUACAUUUAGAUAAAUAUUGCUAAAUUUAUUGAUUCGGUUUUCAAUUAAUUUUCAGUUAAUUUUAUUUUUAUCUUUAAUUUGCAAGAUAUGUAAACCCAGAAGGUCCUUGGUUAUCCCAGAUGGGGCCUUUCCACAUAGACUUUGAAUUUCUCCCUGUGCAUGGGCCCAAAACAUGCAUAUUAGGUUCAAUGGCUGCUCUUAGAUGUGGGUGCAUGGUUGUGUCUUGAUGAGGAAUGUAGGCGCCAGCCACCUUGUGAGUAUACAAGGACUGAGCAAAAAUAGAAAAUGAAUGAAUUUAUUGGACUGUGGCACUUUUGAACAUAAGAAAGUCAGUGCAAUUUUCAUUGAAAGUCUGCAAAAUGCUUUUGAAAAAAUUGUUAAAAGUUGAUAGUUGUGAACUUCUGUUUUUAAAUGAGAAACCUUAGCAGUUAACAUAUUGUGCAUUCUUUCUUAAAUCUACACAAAAAUAUUUAGGUGUCUUAUCAGGUGGGCUUUUUGGUGCCUUUUAAAAUAAAGAUUAGUUUCUUCCUGAGGUCAAACACUGCUUUGCAAGGAUCAAACUCGGUGUUGGUACAAUUCUUACAUUAUGACAGAAUCUAAAUAACUAAUGAAUUUUUAAAGCUGAACUAAGCUGCACAUUGCUCUAAAAAAGUAGUAUUGAUCCUCUUGUGUAAUUGCUUGCCAGAGAGCCCAAAAUGUUGAAUCAUUCUUUUAAUACCAUCACAUUAUUGUAUAACUAUGUUUAUGACUUUCUAUUCGAGUGCACUUGUUUCUUCCUGAUAGUGCAUGGUAAUAUAUGGUGCACAGAUACUUUAAGAACAAACUACUGCCUUUUUCUGCAAAAAAGAAUGUGUCCAAGUGUCUUUAUUAGCCUCCAAACAUGCAUGUCAGCACUUUCCAUCAGUUCUUUAGCCGUUGUGAAGCAUGCCAACCACCUGAAGGGAUCUACAAUUGUUUCCAAGAUGCAGUCUACAGACGGAUGCAGAAGGAGUUUAACAGAGUAGAUCUAAUGAGAGCACAGGGGAGAUAGGAGGAGGCAUUCCAUGCAAUGGAUCGGCUCCCCCUUCCACCUCAGCCAAUAAGGUCACACCAGGUGUAUGGGCAGAGGGCAGUGAGGUGUGGUAUUGGCUCCCUGAUCGCUUUGCAGCUGUGAAUGGGUCAAGCCACAGCUAAACUUCAAUUAUGGGUCAAAUGCUGCAAAUAUUUGUGAUACAUGGGUUAUUAGGUAAUCACAAUAAAAAAUAGCACAUUCAAAAAAUGAAUGUUUAUAGUAAAUAAAUUGUCCAGUAUAAUGUUUUAAUUUUAUUGUACUUUUAUUUUGAAUAAGUUGGAAAUGUGCAAAUAAAUACCAGUGUACAUUCAGUUUUGUGGGAUUUAUAUCAAUAAAUACCUUUUCUUUCUAAAAAUGA
This is a messenger RNA of Girardinichthys multiradiatus, 3716 nucleotides long. RefSeq names its product phosphatidylinositol transfer protein cytoplasmic 1b (gene pitpnc1b). The coding region runs from base 502 to 1455 and encodes 317 amino acids. Lineage: Eukaryota; Metazoa; Chordata; Actinopteri; Cyprinodontiformes; Goodeidae. Gene Ontology annotation, molecular function: phosphatidylinositol transfer activity; phosphatidylinositol binding. Gene Ontology annotation, cellular component: cytoplasm. The record is from RefSeq and is a predicted model, not a curated record. The transcript is spliced from 10 exons. Gene Ontology annotation, biological process: phospholipid transport.